This is a messenger RNA of Malus domestica (apple), 1323 nucleotides long. RefSeq names its product GDSL lipase-like. Lineage: Eukaryota; Viridiplantae; Streptophyta; Magnoliopsida; Rosales; Rosaceae. Gene Ontology annotation, molecular function: lipase activity. The record is from RefSeq and is a predicted model, not a curated record.
AUCAACUUUCCUUGUCUACUUAUCUCAGGGAUUAUUUCCACUUGCUAAAGAUUUGAUCCCUUGUCAAUGAUUUUCUAUUAAAUUGAUAAUAAUUCAAAGUAAAACAGAAACACACAUACUUCAAUGGCAGCUUUGAGGCUAAGAAUUUAUAUCCUGGUUUUCUGUGCUUGCCUAGUUAUUCAGUGCAGCUGCUAUUGCCAUUCUGUGCUUCAGAAAAAGCAUGCAGCCCUAUUCAUCUUUGGUGAUUCACUUUAUGAUCCUGGAAAUAAUAACUACAUAAACACCACCACUGAUUUCCAGGCCAAUUGGGUCCCAUAUGGUGAGACCUUCUUCAAGUAUCCAACUGGCAGAUUUUGCGAUGGACGUUUAAUCCCAGAUUUUCUUGCUCAGUAUGCCAAGUUACCGAUUAUACCAGCAUAUUUACAACCUGGGUUGAACAACUAUACUAAUGGGGUGAACUUUGCUUCUGGUGGAGCUGGUGCUCUAGUUGAAAGUCAUCAGGGACUUGUGAUAGACCUUAAAACUCAAAUAAGUCAAUUCAGGAAGGUGGAGAAGCAGUUGAGGCACAAACUGGGUGAUGCACAAGCCUACACGGUGCUCUCCAAAGCUGUUUACAUAAUUAGCAUUGGAGGCAAUGACUAUUUGUCUCCAUUAGCGUCCAAUUUUAGCAAUGAAGAAUACGUUGGCUUGGUUAUUGGCAACCUGACAAUUUGGAUCAAAGAAAUAUACAAGAAAGGAGGAAGGAAAUUUGGAUUUUCAACCUUGCUGCCUCUCAGUGAAAUACCGAGCCUGAGAGUACAUAAACCAGGGGACACAAGCCCCUCAGCGGAAGAAGUUACACCACUAGUGAAACUACACAAUAAAGCACUUGGAAAACUCCUCCUAAAGCUGAAGAGAGAGCUCCAAGGACUCAAAUACUCAACCAUUGAUCUCCAUACAUACCUAAAACAAAUUAUAAAUCGUCCAUCAAAAUAUGGCUUCGGUGAAGGAAAGACGGCAUGUUGUGGCUCUGGUCCAUACAGAGCAAUUUAUUCUUGUGGAGGGAAGAGAGGAGUGACUAAGUAUCAGUUGUGUGACAAUGUUACUGAAUAUGUAUUUUUCGACUCUUUCCAUCCAACCGAAAAGGUUUACCGGAAACUGUCCAAGUUAUGGUGGAGGCAUAACUUGAAGGAUCUAUUUGAAGUUUAGACAAAACUAGCUAGUAAUGCUCGCGCGUUGUUGCGGGAUUACAAAUUGCAUGAAUAAUUAUGUAUCAUUCUCUUCAAACAGUUUCUCUAAUUAUGAGUUUUAUUAAGCAAGAAAUAAGACUUUUUUCUUGUCACA